Messenger RNA from Branchiostoma floridae (Florida lancelet), 5021 nucleotides. RefSeq names its product shootin-1-like. The coding region runs from base 10 to 1782 and encodes 590 amino acids. The transcript has 12 exons. Gene Ontology annotation, molecular function: microtubule plus-end binding. Gene Ontology annotation, cellular component: nucleus; microtubule plus-end; cytoplasm. Lineage: Eukaryota; Metazoa; Chordata; Leptocardii; Amphioxiformes; Branchiostomatidae. The record is from RefSeq and is a predicted model, not a curated record. Gene Ontology annotation, biological process: cytoplasmic microtubule organization.
AUUUGCAUAAUGAGACUUCCUGUCCCGAAGUCAAACAGUCGAGCACAACAUGGCGGGACGGUGGAAGUAGCGGCGCAUUUCUGUCCGUUUGGGAGCCAGAUUUCGGUCAGUUUUGGGAAGAUGGAGAGCUGCAGCUCGGAUCAGAGUGUCCCUGAGAGUGACAGCGGGUCGUGGGCGAGGUUUUGGCAGCAGGACGGCCUGUCUUUCGUCGGGCAAGACAGUUGCAGCGAUAUCAAAAACCUGGAUGAAGACAAGGAGAUUGCCUCAUCAGCGGUCGCGCUGGUGGUCCGGAGCACUCGGCGUGGGAUCGUGCCACUGUGUGCCGAUAUCGCAAAUCUUCUUAGAGCACGGAAAAGCUUGGAGAACAUGGUAGCCAUCCAGCGGCAGGAACUGAACAGACUUCGGCACGUGCCUCCGCCAAACUCCGUCAACAGCAGUCCGCAAACGAGCCGGUCCGUCAGCCCGCUGCAAACUCGCGUCACGUCUUGCCGAACAACCUCCCCGACCAACAGUCGCGACAGGGGCGUACAGACACAGGAGGUGUCGAGUGUAUGCACUCAAUGUACCACAGCAAGCAGUAGAAGUAGUAGCGAGGGGCUGCAGAGAACCACCAUAAGGGAGGGGGAGGAGGUGACCAACGAUUGCAAUGUAUCAACGCGCGAAUACUCUUCAAAAUCGCACCGAACGAGAAGAAAACUGCCUCGUCAGUACUCCCUCCCUGACAUGGGGGACAGUCAGGAGAAGCGCCCUCCCACCACCAAGUCUCGCAGUCUGGAUGACCAGCUGUCUGUGUCGUCCACUGAGGUGCAGUGUGACAUCCCCAACAGCUGUGAGAAUGAGAAACUACUCAAGCAGUACAGGGAAACCUUGAGAUUGAACUCCAAACUUGUGGAAGACCUCACAUCAGCUAGGAAAGAAAUCGAGAGCCUGAAGAGACAACUCGCUCAACAAGAGAAAUUAGCCCUAUACGAGGACACCUACCGGAUAGAGCACGAACUGCAGCAGCUGCAGCAGGGUUGUGACCCCAUCGACAUGGUCCAACCCGACGAGUACAUCACCCUUCCCACAAUGCCUGCUGCUGACCACCUACCCAAAGGCAUUAAUGGCAGUCCAGCCUCUCGUGUCCACAGUGCGAGGCCAACCCCCCCACCCUUCUCCCCUCCCCCAGACUUCAGGCCGCUCCUGGGCUGCAAGUGCACCAUCUGUUACGCUCUCCAGACCUACGGACAGUCCGCGCCACAGCCGACCGACGGCAAAAACGGCUGCAGCACCAAUAGCAGAAAAGUUCUGCACAGACCCAAGUUCCAUGUCCAGUUGAAUGACCACGUGGUGUUGCGGGGAGACCGCACCGGUCUUGUCCGGUAUAUCGGACACCUGGACAACGUUGGAGCUCCGGCAGUCAUAUAUGUCGGGAUAGAAUUAGAUGCACCAAUUGGCAGACAUGAUGGCUAUGUUAGCGGAAAGCGCUACUUCUUUUGCCAUCGCAACCACGGAGUGUUUGUUCCUAUCCAAGAUGUCAUCUGUAUCAUAAAUAAACAGCAGCCACAAGCAAACCGGCGACCGCACACGGUCGACGUGAAACGAACAUCUUCUGGGUCCAGCGAGAUGUCGUCAGGUUCCGGCCAAUCGCAGUCAAGUUCGGGAGUCGAGUCAAGUUCAAAGACUAGCUUUGAACUGCAGGAAACGAGCCCCAAGAGAAAUGUCCGGACGCCAACAUCGCAACUGAGGGGUAAAAACUUUCAUAGGACUAGUGAAAGCAAGAUAGAAACAUCUUCAGUUUGAGAUGGUGCAAAUGAGCUGUCAUGUGUGCAGAAAAAACACUCUUCUAAGGAGGCAGAAGUGACAACAGUACUAGUGCGCGAGGGCAACAUGGUCACUGGUCAAAAAGUGUCACGGAUGCACCAACUACAGUCUUGUGCCUUCAAGACAAAUACUACGAAGUACGGAACAAUGUACAUGUACCUCCUGCAUGUGUGAAUUGUUUAUAGUUACAUACUAUAAGAAUUCAAAGGGUUGGAUGUUGUUUAAAAAAGGAACACAAUUAAUGAAUUAUGAAUACCGGGUAAUUGUAAGAAAAGUGGUGUCGUGCAACAUGCCAUAUGUAGCAGGAAAGGCCUUGGUCUUGUAAUGUCAGCAUUAUCAAGACCUUGAUCUUGAGAUUUUGUAAAGAAAAUAAAAACUGACAGACUAAGUACUUUGUGCUGUUACAACAUCUGCACUUUGUGGUCACGGUAGCAAAUAAGGAAGCCCACGUACAUGUGAGGUGAAUAUAAAUAGGGGGAGAUUGCUUUGGCACAUGCAAAUUUUCUCCUAAGAAAGACAUUGUUCGCAAAGUUGAACAACUAAAAUGAUAUAAUGUGAUGCUGCUUCCAAAUGUCGCUGAAUAGCAAACCAUGGUACAGAGAAAAAUUUACCAAUUUUUAACAGACUUAUGCAUUUUUAAGUUUGCAGGGAUUUAAUUUCACAUUAGUGGGGAAAUGGAGUGCCAUAUACUCAUAGUCACAUACUGUAAUGGGAAAAUGUUCAUGGUGGUUUAACAUAAAACUACCUCAAACAUUUCUACAUUUUCAGUACAUUCAUCAUUUUGUUGGUUAAGUUAAUAGCCAGUAACUUGACAGUUCUAAGUAGUAGUAUCCAGGAUUUCCUCAGUCAACCACAACCUCUGUUGCCUGGUAACUGCAUUGGUGAUGCAGUUACCAGGCAACAUGUGAUGCCGCCACUGAGCUUUGAAUAAAGUUCAGAAGCAUCCUACAAUAAGCUAUUUCACGGUUUCAACUGGGCAUGCUCAGCAAGAUGCAUUGUGGGCAAAAUGUCAAAGUUGAAGGCCCCUGAAACAGAAACAAGUACCAUAUCCUCUGGUCCAGGGUAAAAGAUAUUGUUCACAGGAAUUCUAACAUUUUCCCACAGUAUUCAUUCUUUUUUGAGUAUGAAAUUUUCUGUAAAGGGAGGCCAAUUUUUUUCUUGGAGGGGGAGGGGGGGGGGCAAAUUUUGUUAUGUGUUGUUUGUUUGAAAUAAAUCUGUCCAGUAAAUGGCCAGACCAGAACUGCCUUUCUGAGAGUGACAAAGAAAAAAGCCACAUAUACAAUUAAACUGUAAUUAUUAGCAAUUGUUAAGAAGUUUUGUCCUACUCCUUAAUUGAACAAUUUUUAACAAGCCUAACUGUAAUGAUACCCCACAAUGUUGCAGUAUUUUUCUACUUGUUCUGCAAAUAGUGCCUGUGUAUAUAGUAUAUAUAGUAUAUAUAUAUAAAUGACGUAGUUGUUGAUAUGCUAUUUUUUACUACGGUAACCGUUCUGUGUUGUUCUUGUCUAAGAGGGUGGUGUUGGGGUUUCACUCACCACAAAAGCACAUUUUUGUGUCCUUGUCAUUGUUGUGAGAAAGACUACUUUGUUUUAUCAUGGAAGCUCAUCUGUGUUGGUAGUAAUCAUAGUACGAUACUAAACUUUCUUCCAACAUAAAGGUAUACAUGGAGCUAAUUUUCAGUGACCACUGACGCCUUCUUCAGGAUCAAUACUGAUGACCAAUCACUGAACGUUUGACUGAUCGCUGACGUCACGUAUCUUGAAGAUCAUGUUUCAACAAGAUCACAUGUCUGUAACUCGGGAGUUUCCGUUCUGAAGUGAUUGGUCAUCAGUAUUGAUCCUGAAGAAGGCGACAGUGAAAAUUAAGUUAAGUUUAUUUUAUUUUAUUUUAUUCACAUUUAUUUAAGGAGCAUAGGACAAAAGCAUGUCUGCUUGUGUGAGUCUUCUGCUCGGUAAACAUAAAAACAACAGUCAAAGUCAACGGGAACUUAUAAAUACAACAAAUAACAAAGAUUGACAUUGGAUAAGCAUCAACGGAAGAAAAGUAAUAAUUGCAAAGUUACAAUAAAAACGAAAAUUUGAUCUGUGUAUACCUUUGUGUUUGAAGAAAGUUUAGCAUUGUACUAUAUGACUCCUUAUUUUUGUGGUCGCCAACAAUGUGUCUUGUAAACACUUGACAACUACUCAAACUUUUCUUAGUUGGGGUAGGACUAAAGAUGUGUGUGUGUGUGGUGUGCACUGUAUGUGACACUUACUUGUCCAUUAUUGCUUCCAAUGGUGUAAAAAAUGAGACCUAAUUAAUUACAUAAUUAUCGUGAUAUCUAUUUUCUUCAACCUGUUCAAGUUUUGUCUGCAUAGUAUUAAAGUGAAGAAAUUAUAUUAGCAAGAUUAUGUCAGCAGCUAUUUUUUUUUUACAAUGAUUUUUAAGAAUUGUGUUGUCUUUCCAACUUGCUAUGAGGGUAUGCGCUUACAAGCACACAUUUGACAUACAUUUGUACAUAAUAGAUGCGUGUGUCUGUGUUUUAAUUUUUGUUGGGGCAUAUUGCAUUCUCUGUUACAAAGUGAUGAAGCGUAAGGCAUUAAGCUACACAAGACAAAAUGUUAUAUUCCACAACUAGGCCAUUUAAUCAGUGCUUUCUGUGUAGAUUUUUAGUUCAUAUGAUUCUUGAAGACAUGUUACAAGCCCGAUAACCGGACAUGGUUAAAUAUACAUCUACUAACUGUCUUAACAUCUUGCAGGAAAUGUUUUCUACUUCAGGGUGCAAAAAUAAGGCCUUUUGUACUGUUAUGGUGUCGUCCCAUUUACCAUAGAUUGCCACUGUUUUUUUUUUUAGAUCUUUAAGGAGGUUGUGCCAGAACCAAGCGCCAGCAAAGAUCUGAGAUAGAAUUAUAAGAAAACAAGACACUUAACGACACUGAAAUGAAUGUGGGGGUUCAAAGUAUUAGCUAUACAUGUAUUUUUUCAGAAGUUUUGUUCUAUUUCACAUAAUAUUUGUGUUGAUUUGUCCAGAUCUGACUUACGUUUGAUAUGAAUUUUAUGUACUUAUGUGCUGGACGGGUGUCAAAAGGUAUUGUUCUAAACGUUAUCUUAACCUCAUGUUGUUGUCGUUGUGAGUGCCGGGGGUGUCAACACGACUUAUGUGUUUGAAAUAACAUUUACCACUUGCGUUUCUCUGUCGGGAAAGAAAUGCAGACAGACGAAUAAACAUAUAACAAAAA